AUCGUAAUCACCAUCAUGCUUGCCUAAUUGGCUUGGCUUGCUCGCUUGAUUUAUUAACCAUUAUCAAUCAUUAUUGAUAUAUAAUAUGCGAGUGUUUGGAUUUCGAGGAAAUCAACCAGAGAUUCCGCCACCAUCUUCUCCGCCACACUAUGGCGGGACACUCUGUCUCCGAUGAUCAUCCAACCGUCACUACUCCUCUACUACGCAACCGGUGGCCGCGCCCUCGCCUACCGGAUUCCAUCAAGCUUAAAACUUCACUCUGGUCGGAGCUCUCUGGGGCCGUCGGCGAUCUCGGCACGUACAUCCCAAUCGUUCUGGCCCUUGCUUUGGUGAACAACCUGGACCUCACAACUACCCUCGUCUUCACCUCUCUCUAUAAUAUCGCCACCGGUUUGCUCUUCGGGCUUCCCAUGCCGGUCCAGCCCAUGAAGUCCAUCGCUGCGGUCGCCAUCUCUGAAUCGCCUCCCCUCACUAUCCCCCAAAUAGCUGCCGCCGGCCUGUCUGUCGCCGCUGUUCUCCUCCUCCUUGGCUGCACCGGCCUCAUGACCUUCCUCUAUCGUUACCUCCCCCUCCCCGUAGUUCGCGGCAUCCAACUCUCCCAAGGUCUCAAGUUCGCUUUCUCCGCCGUCAAAUACAUUCGUUACUAUCAAGACAUCUCCGCCUCCAAAUCCGGUCCUCCUCGUUCCUGGCUAGGCUUCGACGGCCUCAUCAUCGCUCUCUCCGCCGUUCUGUUUCUCAUCCUAACCACUGGCGCCGGGGUCGAUGAUCACAGCGAAACAAUGAAUCUCAGCCAGGAAGAAGAAAACGAAACUCAACCCGACCCGAAGCUCAAGAUUCGAAGGAGAUUGCGGGUUUUAUCAGCAAUUCCAGCUGCUCUCAUAGUGUUCUUAUUCGGCUUGAUCCUCUGUUUUAUCCGUGACCCUUCUAUAAUCAAGGAUUUGAGAUUCGGUCCAUCGAGGAUUUCCGUAAUACACUUCACGUGGGAGGAUUGGAAAAUAGGGUUUCUCCGGGGAGCGAUUCCGCAGAUUCCACUAUCAAUUUUAAACUCAGUAAUAGCAGUAUGUAAACUCUCAGGCGAUCUGUUCCCCGAAAAAGAAGCUUCGGCGAUGAAAGUUUCGGUGAGCGUCGGGAUGAUGAACUUCGUGGGUUGCUGGUUCGGCGCCAUGCCUUGCUGCCACGGAGCUGGUGGGUUGGCCGGUCAGUAUCGAUUUGGGGGAAGAAGCGGAGCUUCAGUGGUAUUUCUGGGGAUCGCGAAAUUGGUGCUUGCUCUGGUUCUGGGGAACUCAUUCGUUAGGAUUCUGAACGAAUUCCCGAUAGGAAUCCUUGGGGUACUCCUGUUAUUCGCAGGGAUUGAACUGGCCAUGGCUUCUAAGGACAUGAACACGAAGCAAGAAUCGUUUGUGAUGUUGGUUUGUGCUGCAGUUUCUCUCACGGGCUCAGGUGCUGCUCUAGGGUUUGGAUGUGGCAUGGUGCUGUAUCUGGUUUUGAAAUUGAGGGAAUUUGACUGGUCUUCCGCUUCAAACAAAUCCAAAUCUUCUGAGGAAGAAGGAAGCAGCUCCAUUGCCUGAGACAAAUCCUGUUCUUGCUUCACUUUUUGCUGCAACUAUGGGGUUAUGUCCCUUUGAAAGGAUCACACACAAACACCAUGUGAUCUUGUGGCAGCUUCCAUUUUCUAAACCUUGCUUCCUUUUUCACAAGCCUCUCAAGCAUCCUUUCCUCUACUUAACCUUGCGUAUUGUGUAUUGUAAAUUAUACAUAUAAUCAGAGUAACAUAGCAUCUAAUUGUAUUUAUUAUUUAUAUAACCUUUGUGCAUGAGUUAGUGAGCCCCAGAGCGUGCUUUA
Molecule: messenger RNA, 1842 nt
Organism: Neltuma alba
Lineage: Eukaryota; Viridiplantae; Streptophyta; Magnoliopsida; Fabales; Fabaceae
Product: molybdate transporter 2
Exons: 1
Coding region: 150-1568 (472 amino acids)
Biological process (GO): molybdate ion transport
Molecular function (GO): molybdate ion transmembrane transporter activity
Source: RefSeq, a predicted model, not a curated record